Messenger RNA from Hypanus sabinus (Atlantic stingray), 1596 nucleotides. RefSeq names its product gastrula zinc finger protein XlCGF26.1-like. The transcript has 2 exons. Bases 397 to 1596 code for a protein of 399 amino acids. NCBI's taxonomy places the organism in Eukaryota, Metazoa, Chordata, Chondrichthyes, Myliobatiformes, Dasyatidae. Gene Ontology annotation, cellular component: nucleus. The record is from RefSeq and is a predicted model, not a curated record.
AAUGAGAAGGAAUUCGUCUCCAGGAAGCUCAAACACGGCACAACAGUUUUGUUGUCUCUGUCUAGAUAUUUAAUAAGUGGAGCAAGGGAUUCAAUCGACCAUCCUUCCUACUCACACUGUGGGGAGGGAUUCACUCGGUCAUCUGACCAACUCGCAAGCCCGUCACUUUACACAGGAGAAAGGCCUUUCACCUGCACAGACAGUGGGAAUGGAUUCACUCGGUUAUCACAAUUGAAGGUACAUCAGCAAGUUCACACUGGGCAAGGCCAUUCACCUGUUCAGUGUGUGAGAAGGGGUUCAGUCGGUCUUCCCACCUGUGGCACACCAGUCCACACUGGGCAGAGGCUGGUCAUCUGCUGAAUUUCUGGGAAAGGAUUCACUCAGUCAUCUGACCCAAUGGCUCACCAGCGAGUUCACACUGGGGAGAAGCCAUUCACCUGCUCAGACUGUGGGAAAGGAUUUACACAGUCAUCUACCCUACUGGUACACCAGCGAGUUCACACUGGGGAGAAGCCAUUCACCUGCUCAGACUGUGGGAAGAGAUUCACUAAUUUAUCCAACCUACAGAGACAUCAGCGAGUUCACACUGGGGAGAAGCCGUUCACCUGCUCAGAAUGUGGGAAGAGAUACGCUGACUCUUCCACCCUACUGAGUCAUCAGCGAGUUCACAGUGGAGAGAGGCCGUUCACCUGCUCAGAAUGUGGGAAGAGAUUCACUAAUUUAUCCAUCCUGCAGAGACACCAGCGAGUUCACACUGGGGAGAAGCCGUUCACCUGCUCAGAAUGUGGGAAGAGAUUCAAUCAGUUAUCCCACCUACAGAGUCAUCAGCGAGUUCACAGUGGAGAGAGGCCGUUCACCUGCUCAGUCUGUGGGAAGAGAUUCACUCAUUUAUCCAGCCUACAGAGACAUCAGCAAGUUCACACUGGGGAGAGGCCAUUCACCUGCUCAGUCUGUAGGAAGAGAUUCACUCAUCUAUCCAGCCUACAGAGACAUCAGCGAGUUCACAGUGGAGAGAGGCCGUUCACCUGCUCAGUCUGUGGGAAGAGAUUCACUAAUUUAUCCAGCCUGCAGAAACAUCAGCGAGUUCACAGUGGAGAGAGGCCAUUCACCUGUUCAGAAUGUGGGAAGGGAUUCACUCAUUUAUCCAACCUACAGAGACAUCAGCGAGUUCACACUGGGGAGAGGCCGUUCACCUGCUCAGUCUGUGGGAAGGGAUUCACUCAGUUAGCUAACCUACAGAAUCACCUGCGAGUUCACACUGGGGAGAAGCCGUUCACCUGCUCAGACUGUGGGAAGGAAUUCACUCAUUUAUCCAACCUACAGAGACAUCAGCGAGUUCACACUGGGGAGAGGCCGUUCACCUGCUCAGAAUGUGGGAAGAGAUACGCUGACUCUUCCACCCUACUGAGUCAUCAGCGAGUUCACAGUGGAGAGAGGCCGUUCACCUGCUCAGUCUGUGGGAAGAGAUUCACUCAUUUAUCCAGCCUACAGAGACAUCAGCAAGUUCACACUGGGGAGAGGCCGUUCACCUGCUCAGUCUGUAGGAAGAGAUGUAAAGCAACAACAACAGCUGAAGGAAUUCAUUCUGAACUUUAA